Molecule: messenger RNA, 1026 nt
Organism: Melampsora larici-populina 98AG31
Lineage: Eukaryota; Fungi; Basidiomycota; Pucciniomycetes; Pucciniales; Melampsoraceae
Exons: 2
Coding region: 1-1026 (341 amino acids)
Source: RefSeq, a predicted model, not a curated record
AUGCAGCUUUCCAUCCAUUUUUACGUGUUUUUGAUCCAAAUUUCAUCGUCCUCAGCGAUUUCGCCCACGUGUACACCCACAGCACAAAGACCACAUAUUUUUGACCUCAACGAGAAUAUAGUCCAAACCGAAACACCGCAGCAAGCAGUUGACGAUGACGGAAACUUCGUCACACAUGGGUUCUAUUCAUCAUCAUCAAACCAACAACCUCAAAUCGGAAUCGAUAGACAUAUCAGUCAUGAUGACUACAUGAAUUCAUGGCGUUCAAAUCUCCAGAGGGAGGAUUAUAACAAUUUCAUCUCAUCAUCAACUCGACAACCAUCAAGUAGGAUUAUCGAAACGAUCAGUCCUGAGCACCUCAUGGAAUCAUCGUGGUUGCACACUACACCGGUAGUUCGCGUUGACAAAGACAGAGAUCUCGAGUCCAAACAGAGAAUUCAUGCAUCAAGCUCCGACAGCUCCCAAGAAGAAUCCUUUCCACCAUCAUCAUCACCUGAAACGGAUCAAAGUGAAUCUGGUGCAAUGAUUACAGCGCAAAACUCCAUAGGUUCAAGGCAAUCAAUUACUGGACCGCUAUUUCGAAAGAGUCAUAGCAGAGAUUCCAUGUCCAGAAACAGAAUAAAACGCCCAGCCCAUGAGAUUGACGAUCAAUUCCGUCCCUCAUCUUCAACACCACAUCCUUACGUUGGAGUCAACAAUGAGAUCAGCCCACCACAGGCCAGAGAUCUAAGGCGGUUGACAAAUGAACAAGUAGCCCAAAUUGAUGACAACAGAGAUAUCGGAUUCAGACUUGGAACCGAACAGCGAUCCCAUAACACUGUAGAUGAAUCCCUUCCUGCUUUGUCAACUCAAAAUCACCAAAUCCAAGGUGAUAAAGCCAGUGUCCUUCCACACCCCAUAGGUUCAUACUGGUCGGAUCCUGAAGUAUUAGCACAGAGGGCUGAUAUCACAUCAAGUGUUGUGGAUAUACCUGAAGAUAGUGCUGUGGCAAGAGAAGUGAAUGAAAAAGAGCCAUAUUGUCUCUAG